ACGUUGUGGGGUCCUCUAGCUGAACACUCAUUGGAAGGGCGAUGCUUGGCGAUCAGCCAAAAAGUGGGAUUUGUGAUGGCGUCACAAGAUCUCAGUGAUCGAACCAUCAGCCCCUUGCCCCAGGUUUGUUUCUGGGUACUGUGCUCUUCGUACACUGUACUGAUUGCACGCUGA
Molecule: messenger RNA, 174 nt
Organism: Bipolaris victoriae FI3
Lineage: Eukaryota; Fungi; Ascomycota; Dothideomycetes; Pleosporales; Pleosporaceae
Exons: 1
Source: RefSeq, a predicted model, not a curated record